Racocetra persica is the source of this 707-nucleotide messenger RNA. The record is from the annotation of a GenBank genome assembly. NCBI's taxonomy places the organism in Eukaryota, Fungi, Glomeromycota, Glomeromycetes, Diversisporales, Gigasporaceae.
GGAGAGUUCAAGAAGAUACAGGAUCACCUAUAUUUGUUUGUUAUAAUGAUUUAUAUGCAUUUGAUUCGGUAUUAUUAUCGUGGAAUAAAAUUAAUGCAGAUUAUGCACCUUCACCUCGAAGUCACGCAGCACCAGUAAUGCUUCCAAAUGGUAAGAUUCUUUAUAUUGGUGGUGUUUCUCAGACUAAUCCUGGAACGAACGCAAGCUUAAUAGAUAUGAAUGAGAUCCCAAUAUUUGACACGAUUUCUUCAACCUGGUCAUACAAAUAUGCAAAUCAAUCAAACCGCAUUCAACCGCGAAUAUCCCACACUGCAACAUUAAUACCAGACAAUAGUGAAAUUAUUAUAAUAGGGGGGAAUACAAAUUAUAAUUAUAACCUUUCCACUGCUAAACCAGUUUUUGUGUCAUUAAAUAUUGCAAACGAACCUUAUAUAUAUUCUGAAUUAAAUACUUCUGGAGAUAUACCACCUCCAUUAGCAGUUCAUACUGCUAAUUUAUAUCAGAAGUAUCUUAUUGUUGCAUUUGGUAAUAUUACUAAUGAUUUAGUGCCACCAGUUGAUCUCAACCCUCUCAUUUAUAUAUUAGAUAUUCCAUGCAAAACAUGGGUAACUACCUUUGCACCUGGUAAAUCAAUCUGUAGCAUUGAAUCUAAUAGUAGCAACGGAUUAAAUAGUGGCAUGGGCGUUUACUGUUGUAAGAUUUUGUAG